CAUAUUGUUGUGAAAGCGAAAUAGAGUAAGAAAUGCAAUAUAUAAAUAUCAGAGCUCUAGGGCUAUUGCGGACUCAACUAUUAAUAAGAAAUUCAUUUCAGAUUCCUCAGCCCUUCCCUGCUGUAUCCCAUUAAUGUUGAACCCUUGCCAAAUGGUUUCCGCAUGGCAGCUGCCGCGCAUGCGCUCUGCCAUGUGAUUAAAUUGGCUGCUGCGCCAGGACCUUAAUACUGAGGCGUGUUAGAGUGUAUUUUGAGAAACUUUUGUACCGAAUUGCAAAAAAAAGGAUUUUGGAAGAAAAAAACUUUUCACGGUGCAAGGCAGCGUUUUGCACAACGAUCGCACAGAAUUGUUCUUAACGUGAAUUAUUUAUCUUUAAUUUAUUUUGCGAUCUUUCUUGUUUUGCUAUCAUUGCUACAGUUAUCGGGCAGUAUCUAUAGGCAGCCCGACUGCUGGAACACCGAAGAAGUACAUCAUUUCAUUGACAGCGCUGGGAGAAGCGAACAAGCUUUUAAUUCCCAUCGCCCUAAGAGCUAUCCUGGGAUGACAGUAUCGAUGGAAUGAAUAUAUGAAGCGGAGAAUAAGUGGGAUAUUUUAUUGAAGCUUCGGAGAUCUACCACGUCAGAAGUUUGACUGGAUCCCAGGAGAGGACUGGAAGGACUGGAAGCACAGGCCCUAUGGAAAACACACACGAUCUCAAUGAGCAGUCGGUGAAGAAAGCGCACAGCGAAUCGCAUGUUUCCGAGCCCUCCGGUCCCAGGUCCAUGGAAAUGCAGGACUUAGCCAGUCCUCACAAUCGCGUCAGCAACGCUGAUACUUCGGCUUCCAAGCUGGACAAGACCAGCUUGGGUGGGACUCCGAUUACAUCCAAUGGGACUGGAGGCGAGAGCAUGACUGUUCUCAACACCGCCGACUGGCUCCUAGGCUGCAGCGCCCCCUCCUCUGCGCCAAUCAAGACGGAGCCCAUGAACAGCGACCCUGCCAGCACCCCCGGAGACGGUGCGCUGGACACCUACGCUGGCUCCGUGAUAACCAGCAGUGGCUACAGCCCCCGGUCCACCCAGCAGUACUCGCCACCCAUCUACCCCUCUAAGCCAUACCCACACAUCCUGUCGGCGCCGGCGGCCCAGUCCAUGCAGGCGUACGCAGGCCAGUCCCAGUUCAGCAGCAUGCCGCAGUCGUCCGUGUACAGCGCUUAUUCCCAGACGGGCCAGCCCUAUGGACUCUCCACAUAUGACUUGGGUGUCAUGUUACCAGGCAUCAAGACUGAGGGCGGAUUAUCUCAGUCGCAACCCCCCCUACAGGCCGGGCUGAGCUAGCCCGGGUUCACCACGCCCCAGCCAGGCCAAACACCUUACUCACCCUAUCAGAUGCCCGGCUCCAGCUUCACCGCCUCUUCGGGCAUCUACGCCAGUGGCAACUCCGCAUCCAACGCCGCCAACUUCAGCGGCUCCCAGCAGGACUACCCUUCCUACACGGCUUUUGGGCAGAACCAGUACGCCCAAUACUACUCAGCCUCCACCUAUGGGGCAUACGUGACCCACAGCCCUGCCCUGGACGGCACCAGCUCCGCCUCCUCCACCUAUCAGCUGCAGGACUCGGUGCCCACCCUGGCAGGACAGGCAGCUGAACUCCACCCAGCGGACUUCGACACCGUGCAGAGCCCCUCUACCCCCAUCAAAGACCUGGAUGACCGGACCUGCCGGAGCUCAGGUUCGAAGGCCCGUGGUCGGGGGAGAAAGAACAAUCCAUCGCCCCCCCCAGACAGCGACCUGGAGCGCGUGUUUGUGUGGGACUUGGACGAGACCAUCAUUGUGUUCCAUUCACUCCUCACUGGGUCAUAUGCACAGAAGUACGGCAAGGACCCUCCCAUGGCUGUCACCUUGGGGCUGCGCAUGGAAGAGAUGAUUUUCAACUUGGCUGAUACUCAUCUGUUCUUCAAUGACCUGGAGGAAUGCGACCAGGUCCACAUCGACGACGUGUCGUCUGACGACAAUGGCCAGGACCUCAGUACUUACAGUUUUGCAACUGAUGGCUUCCAUGCAGCUGCAACCAGCGCUAAUCUCUGCCUAGCAACGGGCGUGAGAGGUGGGGUGGACUGGAUGAGGAAGUUGGCAUUUCGCUACCGAAGAGUAAAAGAGUUGUAUAGCACAUACAAAAACAAUGUUGGGGGUUUACUCGGACCAGCCAAGCGGGACGCGUGGCUGCAGCUUCGGGCUGAAGUUGAGGCCCUUACAGACUCGUGGCUCACCAGCGCACUCAAGUCCCUGUCCAUCAUCAGCUCCAGGAGUAACUGUGUCAAUGUGUUGGUGACGACGACUCAGCUCAUACCGGCGCUGGCAAAAGUGCUGCUAUAUAGUCUGGGCAGCGCCUUUCCCAUCGAGAACAUUUACAGCGCCACCAAGAUCGGGAAAGAGAGUUGCUUUGAGCGCAUUAUGCAAAGGUUUGGCAGAAAAGUAGUGUAUGUUGUUAUUGGUGAUGGUGUGGAAGAGGAGCAGGCCGCCAAAAAGCACAACAUGCCGUUUUGGAGAAUAUCGAGCCACUCCGACCUGCUGGCACUGCACCAAGCACUGGAACUAGACUACUUGUAAUUGUAUCAUAAAGCUGGAAGCUCCCUUUUUUAUAUAUUUAAAACAGUACACUGCAACUACUUUUUUUUUCUUGUCUGUGAUUUUGAACCCCUGGCCUCCACGAACUGUUUCGAGAAGACGAGGACUCAACUUCUAAGCAGGAGUUACAGAAGGAGAUCCUGGUGUGUGUCGGACCCCCCCCCCCCCACCCUGUUCAAGGUCUCCUUCUCAGUGUUUGUAUCCUUCCCAGGAGAGGUGUGAUAGGCACUGCUCAGUAGAUGACGUGAAAUUCCCCCCCCCCCCCCCCCCCAUCGCUUCCUGGAGAGAUUCUAGUGCUUUUGCCAUGGACUCCAAUCCCCAGGGCUUCAAAACAAAACUAGCCCCCGUUAUUCUCAUCCCAGCUUAUACCGCACCUGCCUACCGACUUACCUACCUGCCCCAGCGAAACUAGUGAUAGAGCUGCACAGAGUAUGACAAUCAAGUCUAGAUUUACCAUUUUGUGUAAAUUAUUUUACAGUUACUAGUUUAAUGUGGACGUGGACAAGUUUGGAAAUUAAGACUUAAUUUUAUCUCUUUUGUAAGUUUCUGCAGAGAACGUGCAUAAUGAUUUGUUGUGCCUUAAAGUGUGUUCAUUGUAAUUUUGUUUUUAAGAACAUGUAGAUUUAAAAAAAACAAAAAAAAAAAAAAACAUCUUUGUGAUAAUUUUUUUUGACCAAAUUUGCUGAGUGUGAGGUUGGCGGUUCUGGAUGCUGAGCCGUCGAGCCCUUGGCUGAAGCCAGAUGGAAAAAUAAAGCGGUUUGAGUUAA
Brienomyrus brachyistius is the source of this 3373-nucleotide messenger RNA. It is a transcript of the gene eya4, whose product is annotated as EYA transcriptional coactivator and phosphatase 4. Gene Ontology annotation, molecular function: protein tyrosine phosphatase activity. Gene Ontology annotation, cellular component: nucleus. Lineage: Eukaryota; Metazoa; Chordata; Actinopteri; Osteoglossiformes; Mormyridae. Gene Ontology annotation, biological process: multicellular organism development; positive regulation of DNA repair; cell differentiation. The record is from RefSeq and is a predicted model, not a curated record.